AUGAGCAGGCCAGAGCAUCAGGCGCCACCUGAAAUCUACUACGGAGACACAGAAGCACGCAAAUACACCGCCAACACACGAAACCAGGAGAUCCAGGCAGAAAUGACAUUGCGCGCUAUCGAACUACUUGCUCUUCCUCCACACCGACAUCCAGCUCUUGUACUCGAUAUUGGAUGCGGCUCAGGCCUGUCAGGCGAAAUAUUAACUGAACUGGGGCAUGAAUGGGUCGGAUUCGAUAUCAGUCCGAGCAUGCUGAGUGUCGGCCUCGAAAGAGAUGUAGAAGGAGAUAUGAUCUUGGCCGAUGCUGGACAUGGAUGCAUGUUUCGCGCAGGUAGUUUCGAUGGGGCUAUCAGUAUCUCGGUGCUUCAGUGGCUCUGCAAUGCAGACACGAGUUACAACUCUCCCGCAGCUCGUCUCAGCACGUUCUUCUCUACGCUUUACGCUUCUCUUUCUCGCGGUGCGCGAUGCGUCUUUCAGUUCUAUCCAGAAAGCGAUGAUCAAGUCACAUUCAUCAUGUCGCAAGCCACGCGGGCAGGAUUUGGUGGCGGUCUCGUCGUUGACUACCCCAACUCUGUCAAGGCCAAGAAGAUUUACUUGGUUCUGUGGGUCGGCGGUGAAAUGCUCGUGGGUCCUAAUGGUGAAGGUCAAGGUGUGAAGCAACGGCUUCCUGAUGCUCUGGACUUUGACGAGAACGACUCCACCGUACGUCAUGAAACCCGCAAGAUGCAGGAUGUUAGAAAAGACCGACAUCGUAAAAACAAGAAGAUUGAGUCAUCUAAAGCAUACAUUCAACGUAAAAAGGAUCUCAAUCGCUCACGUGGAAAGUCUGUACGUGCUCCCUGCCUGAUUACUGACCUUAAGGAUGUGCCAAAUGACUCCAAGUAUUCAGGCCGUCGGCGUCGGCACAAGUAG
This is a messenger RNA of Malassezia globosa CBS 7966, 912 nucleotides long. RefSeq lists its product as uncharacterized. NCBI's taxonomy places the organism in Eukaryota, Fungi, Basidiomycota, Malasseziomycetes, Malasseziales, Malasseziaceae. Gene Ontology annotation, molecular function: rRNA (guanine) methyltransferase activity. Gene Ontology annotation, biological process: rRNA (guanine-N7)-methylation. The transcript has 2 exons. The record is from RefSeq and is a predicted model, not a curated record. Bases 1 to 912 code for a protein of 303 amino acids. Gene Ontology annotation, cellular component: nucleolus.